GUCCAGGCGGCGACCUGGACGGCGGUUCCCCCUCCACGGCCGCCGCCGCCUCCUCCUCUUCCACCCUCUCGCCAAUGGCGCCGGGAGGAGUCGGAGAAGGCAAUGGCCGUGGCCGGGCCCCGGAUGGCGUCUCCAGCAUGAAAACACGGCGGCCCCAGGAACUGCUGGAGGAGGUGGAGAAACUGCGGGAGGAGAACGACACCCUCAAGAAUGAGAUAGAUGAGCUGAGAACUGAGAUGGAUGAGAUGAGGGACAGCUUUUUUGAGGAGGAUGCAUGCCAGCUACAGGAAAUGCGUCAUGAAUUGGAGAGGGCUAACAAAAAUUGUAGGAUUCUACAGUAUCGUCUUCGGAAGGCAGAACGCAAAAGGCUUCGUUAUGCACAAACUGGAGAGAUUGAUGGAGAACUUCUUCGUAGUUUGGAGCAGGACUUGAAGGUUGCAAAAGAUGUUUCUGUGAGGCUUCAUCAUGAGCUGGAAAAUGUGGAAGAAAAACGUACCACCACAGAAGAUGAAAAUGAAAAGUUACGACAACAAUUAAUAGAAGUAGAAAUUACAAAGCAAGCACUGCAAAAUGAACUUGACAAAAUGAAAGAGCAGUCCAUGAAAAGAAGAGGAAGCAAAGACUUGCAGAAAUCAGAAAAAAAGCAGCAGACUCCCACUGAGGAGGAUAAUGAAGAUCUGAAAUGCCAGUUGCAGUUUGUCAAAGAAGAAGCAGCUCUAAUGAGGAAAAAAUUGGCCAAAAUAGACAAGGAAAAGGAUAGAUUUGAACAUGACCUGCAAAAGUAUAGGUCAUUAUAUGGUGACUUAGAUAGUCCCUUACCAAAGGGGGAAGCUGGAGGCCCACCUACCACAAGAGAAGCUGAACUGAAACUUCGUCUGAGGUUAGUUGAGGAAGAAGCCAAUAUCCUGGGAAGGAAAAUAGUGGAACUGGAGGUAGAAAACAGAGGGCUGAAGGCAGAACUUGAUGACUUAAGAGGAGAUGAUUUCUCAGGGGCAGCCAAUCCCCUAAUGGGGGAACAGAAUGAAUCUCUCUCAGAGUUACGACAGCAUCUGCAGUUAGUUGAGGAUGAAACAGAACUAUUGAGAAGAAACCUGGCUGAUGUAGAAGAGCAAAAUAAGCGCAUCACAACAGAGUUGAACAAAUACAAAUACAAGACUGGGGCUCACGAUACUUCAAGGCAUCAUGAUAGUGCCAAGACAGAGGCUUUGCAAGAAGAGCUCAAAGCCGCCCGCCUGCAGAUCAAUGAACUCAGUGGUAAAGUUAUGCAACUCCAGUAUGAGAACAGAGUCCUGAUGUCCAACAUGCAGCGCUAUGAUCUGGCUUCACAUCUGGGGAUCCGAGGCAGCCCCAGGGACAGCGAUGCUGAAAGUGAUGCAGGGAAAAAAGAAAGUGAUGAUGAUUCACGUCCCCCCCAUCGCAAAAGAGAAGGGCCUAUUGGUGGGGAAAGUGACUCGGAGGAGGUUCGCAACAUCCGCUGCUUGACCCCUACAAGGUCCUUCUAUCCAACACCAACAGGGUGGCAAAAAAGCUUCACGGACCGUCAGCAAAUGAAGGAUAUUCGCUGUGAGGCAGAACGCUUGGGUAAGACGAUAGACCGCCUGAUUUCGGACACAAGCACUAUCAUAACUGAAGCAAGAAUUUAUGUGGCCAAUGGAGAUCUGUUUGGACUUAUGGAUGAAGAGGAUGAUGGCAGUAGGAUACGGGAACACGAACUUCUUUAUCGGAUCAAUGCCCAGAUGAAGGCCUUUAGGAAAGAGCUCCAAGCUUUCAUCGACAGACUAGAAGUUCCAAAAUCUUCGGAUGAACGAAGUGCAGAUGAACCUUUGUCAGUGAGUCAGAUGUUCCAGCCUAUCAUUUUACUUAUUCUCAUCCUUGUCUUAUUUUCAUCCCUUUCUUAUGCAACAAUAUUUAAACUUGUCUUUCUUUUCACACUGUUUUUUGUGCUGUAG
Molecule: messenger RNA, 1949 nt
Organism: Pseudonaja textilis
Lineage: Eukaryota; Metazoa; Chordata; Lepidosauria; Squamata; Elapidae
Product: microtubule cross-linking factor 3
Biological process (GO): regulation of autophagy
Source: RefSeq, a predicted model, not a curated record